This is a messenger RNA of Solanum lycopersicum (tomato), 771 nucleotides long. The record is from RefSeq and is a predicted model, not a curated record. NCBI's taxonomy places the organism in Eukaryota, Viridiplantae, Streptophyta, Magnoliopsida, Solanales, Solanaceae.
GGGUUACUGCAACAACACUCAGCAAAAUUUGAAACCAUACAAAUCUUUCUCUGGUUUCAGAGUCUUUACUAAUUCUCCCCAUCCUAAUUUUCUCAUCUUAUAUUGAACUAAACGACCAUGGCUAUCCGUAUGUCUCGUAUAAUCAUGAAGUCUUCCACAACCGGAGAUGUUCCUAAAGGCCACUUCGCUGUUUAUGUUGGGGAAAAGCAGAAGAAGAGAUUUGUAAUCCCCAUUUCAUUCUUGAGCCAACCUUUAUUUCAAGGCUUGCUUAGUCAAGCUGAGGAAGAAUUUGGCUUCGCUCAUCCAAUGGGUGGUGUAACAAUACCUUGCAGUAAAGAUGUGUUCAUUGAUCUUACUUCUCGCUUGAAUAGAAUCUGAGGCUUUUAUUUUCACAGUUUUGUAAAGAGCUAACCUUUCUAGUUAGUACACCAUAUUACUGAUAAUUAGAUAGAGAGGACCAUGUACAGUCAGCUGCAGCAGAAGAUCCCAAUUUUGAAUGUAAUUUUCAGUAGCUGAUGUCUAAAAGAUAUGCAAUACAAUCUUUAACAAAUGAAUUGUUCAGGUUCAUUAUUUAGCCUAUUUAGUUUUUUGGUUCUCUUUUUCUUUGUUAAAUUUGUUGUUCAAAGCCUAACACAAGCAACUUGCCAUAAUUAGUCAAAAUUGUUAGUCAGUACAUCAGAUGUUGGUUCUUUAAGCAUCCUAAGGUCAGGUGUUCUGUUUUUACAAUUUUGGCAAAGAGUUUCUAUUUUAUCCUAUUUUUCCUUUGUUCUA